Molecule: messenger RNA, 1650 nt
Organism: Aspergillus homomorphus CBS 101889
Lineage: Eukaryota; Fungi; Ascomycota; Eurotiomycetes; Eurotiales; Aspergillaceae
Product: mitochondrial 37S ribosomal protein bS1m
Exons: 1
Coding region: 43-1446 (467 amino acids)
Biological process (GO): mitochondrial translational initiation
Cellular component (GO): mitochondrial small ribosomal subunit
Molecular function (GO): structural constituent of ribosome
Source: RefSeq, a predicted model, not a curated record
CGGAGACCACCCGCCAAACGCCUCUAUCCUCAAACGCGCGCCAUGGCGACGACCAGGCUUUCCCCGGCGGCGAGCUUGCUGCGAAAUUCUCGCUUGUUUGCACUUCCGCAGGCAUUGACUAUACCUCAAGAUGUGCACGCUAGUCAUGAGUCCAACACCGCAACCGCUCACCAUCCUACCCGAGCGGCCAUUAUCACUCCAGCGUCUUCUCUGGCGAGGGGUGACUGGGGUCUGAAAAGGCCAUUACCCGCAAAGUCAACGUCUGCCAAAUCGCAACGGCCUAUCGUUCGGAUAAAGGCCCUUGAUACCUUCGAGCAUACCACGGAUUUCGAAUCCGCGUCGGAUCAUACGGUAACCUUGGAAAAGUUCCAAGACCUCCAUCUUCCCAUGUCACUUCCGGCAAAGAUCAAUUAUUCGAACAACAAUAAGGUUAAACACGUGAGUCCUUUUGAAACUCGCCUGGACAACACCGAGAGAAGUGCAGGCCUCGACGACCCCGCCGCCAAAAAGUUCCGGCAUUCUGGGCCAUACCUUGCCGAUCAGACGGAGGCCGAGUUCCAGGCUUAUCUAAAAACUGUGCGCAAGAGCAAGCCGGAGAUUAUGCAAAAGCUUCGUGAGCAUUUUGUUGCGCAGCGAACUGCCGACCGAAGGAAGGAGGCACAGGACAGCGGCAAUCACUUCGAGGACCUCGACAAGCCCAUCCGUUACACCGAAGCAGAGUUCAAGGACUACGUCAAGUCACUGCGUGCGAGUCCCAAGUCUUUAGGCCCAGUGGUCUUCGAAAUCCUAGACAUCCCACCACCUCCGGCGGUACCUAGCGACAUGAUGAAGUCUCAGUACUACCACUCUCCUGCCCUCAGACUGUCUUCUGAGGAAUAUGCUACGGCCGGACCACCGAAAACGCAUCCUUCCGCGGGAUUGACUUACACCAGGACGCAGGCCUUGCUCUACAAUCAUCCAAAGUUCGGACCUCAGACAUACCAACGUCCUGUCCAGGCACGUGUCUUGCGCCCGAAGGGCCAUUUCAAGGGCAGGAAAGGGAAAGCAUAUGCUAGUAUUGGUGGUAUUGUGGUGGAUGACAUCAAUGCCAUGGCUUUCGAGGAGUCGAGUCAUGGUAUCUCACAAUUUGACGCGACCAUCCCUGGUGGUGCGAAAUAUUGGGCCAACCCUAUCCGGGCCUCGGUCAAUAUUGAGGGUCGCAUCGACUUGACAUCUGAGCGCGCUACUCCUAACUCAAGGGCUCCUUACGGCGUUCAAGAGUACCAGAAGCCGAACCGAUUUCGUCUGUCCCCUGUCGUCGGACAAAGCGGCCAGCAGCACGUUGUGCCGAGGUUGGAUAGAGCGCGUCCCCAAUUUGGCACGAGCUCGAAAUCGCGCGACCUGGGCACACCGGAGGGAAACACGGAAACUAUCGCCCAGGAACUCAUGAAGAAGAUCUCGUCGUGAAUAAGACUUCUUCCGGAUAGUGAUAUUACAUCUUCUGUUUUGAUGGGCCAGUUUGUUUUCGCAGUCAGGAAGGCUUCAUGGUCUGUAUGAUUAGAUUGUUGGUUGGUGAAGGUCGAGCUACUCCUUUUUUCGUUUUUGUCUUUCCCUGUAAUAUAACCCGCUCGCAAUCUAUACAAAGCAGUGGUACGUACUUACAAUCCAGGU